This is a messenger RNA of Rana temporaria (common frog), 882 nucleotides long. Its product is annotated as chymotrypsinogen B-like. NCBI's taxonomy places the organism in Eukaryota, Metazoa, Chordata, Amphibia, Anura, Ranidae. Bases 42 to 833 code for a protein of 263 amino acids. The record is from RefSeq and is a predicted model, not a curated record. Gene Ontology annotation, biological process: proteolysis. Gene Ontology annotation, molecular function: serine-type endopeptidase activity. The transcript has 7 exons.
ACAGACCUUACAAUCCUCCUCAUACCCAAGAAUAUCAGAAAAUGGCAACACUGUGGGUCCUGUCCUGCCUGGUCCUCCUCAGCGGAGCCUAUGGUUGCGGUCUUCCCGCCAUCAGGCCCCUUAUCUCCGGCUACGCCCGGGUCGUGAACGGCGAGGACGCCGUCUCUGGUUCUUGGCCGUGGCAGGUGUCUAUUCAGGACAAGGCUGGAGUCCACUACUGUGGCGGAUCCCUCAUCAACAGUCUCUGGGUUGUCACCGCUGCCCACUGCGGAGUCAGAACUUCAGACCGUGUGGUCCUGGGUUUACAUGAUCAGUACUCCAAUGCUGAGCCCAUCCAGGUCAAGUCCAUCGGCAGAUUCUUCGGACACCCCCAGUUCAGCGAGCAGACUAUCGCCAAUGACAUCGCCCUGAUCAAGCUCUCCAGUCCCGCCAUCCUCACUGACCGCGUGUCCCCCGUGUGUCUUGCUGCUUCCUCUGAUGUCUUCAAUGGAGGAGAAAGAUGCGUCACCAGCGGAUGGGGAUACACCAAUGGUGCCGCACAAACAAAGCCAGCUAAGCUCCAGCAGGCGGCUCUUCCUCUUCUGAACAACGCCGAAUGCCAGAGAUACUUUUCAACCAGAAUCCUGACCUCCAUGAUCUGCGCUGGUGCCGCCGGCGCCUCCUCCUGCAACCUCGACUCUGGUGGACCCCUCGUGUGUGAGAAGAACGGAGCCUGGACCCUGGCCGGCGUUGUGUCCUUCGGCACCCCUGGCUGUCCUUUAUCUUCUCCCGCCGUCUACGCCCGCGUCACCGCCCUCAGAUCCUGGGUGGACCAGACUGUCGCCGCCAACUAAACGCCAUCCAAGUUCCUUCUGAUACUCAAUAAAGUGACUUUUAUAUGAA